UCGCAAAUCACAGCACCCAUCACCACUCCUCCCCCAAUCCAACUCGCGCAGCAGCUCCAAGAGGAUCGUCAGCGACCAUGUCCGGGCGCGGCAAGGGCGGCAAGGGGCUCGGCAAGGGCGGCGCCAAGCGCCACCGGAAGGUGCUGCGCGACAACAUCCAGGGCAUCACCAAGCCGGCCAUCCGGAGGCUCGCUCGGAGGGGCGGCGUGAAGCGCAUCUCGGGGCUCAUCUACGAGGAGACCCGCGGCGUGCUCAAGAUCUUCCUCGAGAACGUCAUCCGCGACGCCGUCACCUACACCGAGCACGCCCGCCGCAAGACCGUCACCGCCAUGGACGUCGUCUACGCCCUCAAGCGCCAGGGCCGCACCCUCUACGGCUUCGGCGGCUGUUUCUCGGAGAUCAUGAUCGCUCGGAAGAAACAGAGCACCAAUGAUGAUCCACUUUUUGUGAACCGUGUUUCUGAAAAUGUCAUCGACAAUCUGCUGCUAAGAGCCACUGCUAGACACGCUCCGUUGCCGUUCCAUUUUUCGAGCCGUCGCGCACGAGCACCGCAGAGCGAAACUGAAUUCGCACCUAAGGAAACGCACAGACAGGCAGACAGCGGGGCAACGCGCGGAAAGGUUUCGAGCUGGCGCCUCACGAAUUUUCAGGCGGCGCACCCCGCCAAUCUACCGCGCCAAGCCUCCCGCCACGUCACGGAUCCGCGGCAUCCACACCCGGAUCGCGGUCUCGACCUCCCCAAUUCCGUGCUCACGCGUCGCCUUCCUCCCGCCCCUUUUAAUCCCCCUCCCCGCUCCCCCCAAAUCGCAACACCGCAAGCCACCACCGCUCCUCGACCUCCAUCCGCUCUCUCAACUCGAACCAAGGCGAGUUCGUCAGCGACCAUGUCCGGGCGCGGCAAGGGAGGCAAGGGGCUGGGCAAGGGCGGCGCCAAGCGCCACCGGAAGGUGCUCCGCGACAACAUCCAGGGCAUCACCAAGCCGGCGAUCCGGCGCCUCGCUCGGAGGGGCGGCGUGAAGCGCAUCUCGGGGCUCAUCUACGAGGAGACCCGCGGCGUGCUCAAGAUCUUCCUCGAGAACGUCAUCCGCGACGCCGUCACCUACACGGAGCACGCCCGCCGCAAGACCGUCACCGCCAUGGACGUCGUCUACGCGCUCAAGCGCCAGGGCCGCACCCUCUACGGCUUCGGCGGAUAGGCGCCCCCCUUCGUCAGCAACUCUGCCCCGCUGUGGCCGCAGACGGGAGAAGUCUGCCAUGUCUUAUGUUCAGUAGCUGUAGCCGGAACAAUGUCACCUGUUCUCCCAUCUGUCUAUCGCAGAAUCUCUCUAGUUACCUUGUAGCUCCAUGAGCCCAGUCGUGUAAUCGAAUAUAUCGUCUUACCGUGCAAA
Messenger RNA from Triticum aestivum (bread wheat), 1388 nucleotides. RefSeq lists its product as uncharacterized. The record is from RefSeq and is a predicted model, not a curated record. Gene Ontology annotation, molecular function: structural constituent of chromatin; protein heterodimerization activity; DNA binding. Gene Ontology annotation, cellular component: nucleosome. NCBI's taxonomy places the organism in Eukaryota, Viridiplantae, Streptophyta, Magnoliopsida, Poales, Poaceae. The coding region runs from base 78 to 1196 and encodes 372 amino acids. The transcript has 3 exons.